AUGGCCGGCAUGGGGCGCGGGAUGCCCAACAACAUGCAGCAGAUGACCAUGAAUCCUCAGAUGGGAGGUCUCAUGGGCGGUCAAAUGGGUGCUCAGAUGGGAGGCCAAAUCGGCGCUCAGGUGGGAAAUCAAAUGUCUAACAUGGCUGCUCAAAUCCCCGGCAUGCCUGGUCAGAUGAACCCUCAAAUGGCUGGCCAAAUGAGAGGCAUUCCGCAACAGGUGGCCGGGCAGAUGAGCUUGAGCCAUCCUUCGGUCCAACAGCACAUCUUCGACCAACUCAACUCCCAGGGUCCCUGGGCUGGCUGGCAGGCAAAUGUUCACAUCAGAGAAAGAGCCGGUCAGAUCAAACUACUUGUCGAUUCUUUGCGUCUCGUCAGACCCCCUGUUGACCUGCCCCGCGCCAUCGAGGUCGCCCUGCAGUUCGAGCGAAAGUGCUUCAGUCAAAGUGCUAGCAGAGAAGAUUAUGUUCGAGAGUGCAGUGAAAAGCUAGGACGCAUUCGAGACCAGAGAGCCCAGCAGAUGAACCAGGGCAAUGCAAACCUUAUGCAGACAAUGGGCAUGCAACCUAACAUGCAAAUCCCUAACCAAACCUUCCAGCAGAUGCAACAACAGAUGGGCCAGACUAUGAACCCUAACAUGGCUCUCCCUGCCCACCUCCAACAGCAGAUGCAAGGCUCUCCUUUUCUAGGUCAACAGCAGUCUCAGCAGCAACCUCAGCAACCUCAGCAGCAGCAGACUCCACAGCAACGCACCCCGCAACCCAUGAUGACUCAACCUCAAAAUGUUUCGGCCCAAGUUGCAAUGAUGCAAGGGAACAAUAACCAGCAGAAGGGCAAUGCAGUAUCCGAGCUUACUCCCGAAGACAAUAAGGCCAUCAACCUCCGAGCCGCCGAGUUGGCAAAGAACACCCCCAAGGAGGAGAUGCGCAGUAUUGUUGAAAAGAUGAAUCCUCAGCUGCGACAGAAUCUCGCUCAAAAGGCCGUGGAUCCCAUCAUAUAUUAUUUCCGCAUGUUGGCCACCAAGGAAUUCCGCCGCCGCAAACAAAUGGAAGGUGGUGUUGGAGGAGCUGGACAAGCCAACAAUGCAAACAUGAUGAAUCAGCUGCAACAAAACCAAGCCAUGGGUGCCAACGGCAACUCCAUGGCUGAUAUGGGCCGCUUCCAGGGCCUCCAGGCCGAGGGUUUGAGAUCUCAGGAAGGAGGAGAGUUGGUUGUCCCCGCAAGCACCAGCCAAGCUAUCAUGCCCGAUCAGAUGCGCUUGCAACAACAGAUGCUCGCUCAACAACGUAUGAAUCAACAGAAUCCAAACGCUUUGAACCCGGCCUUUAUUGCUCAGCAGCAACGCUUACAACAAGCCCAAGCUGCCAAGAUGCAACAAGCUCAGUUGCAAGCUCAGAAUCAACAAGCUCAAGCCCAGGCCAGAGCUCAAUCACAAGCUGCUUUGGCUAAUCAGCGUGGUCAGAUGCAGGGCGUUGGUGGCAACAACACCCCUCUGUCUGCUAUCAAUCGUCCUGUUGGGGCAAAUGUAUCAGGUACCAGUCCGCAGCCGGGAACUCAGGCUGGACAAAGGCCUCCCUCGAGCACUCCCAUGAUGAAUCAGCAGAUGUCAAUGGCUGGUAACAUGCAGCAAGGACAACAACAGCAGAUGAAUAUGCAAGAUGUCCAAAAGCGAGAACAGGCUCUUGCGAACUUCCCCGCCCCACUACAGCAAUUGUUGCGACAAAAGCCACAAAAUGAAUGGCGGAACAUUCUUCAACAAUUUCAAAGGGAGAACAGUGGUGCCCAAAUGCGACGGAGUCUUUCUCAACAACCAGCGGGGUUGCAGCAACAACAACAGCAGCAGCAGCAUCAACAACAACAGCAACGACAACAGCAGCAACCCAUGACGCAAAUGCAGAAUGGUGCUUUCAUGGGUAGUGCUAACAUUGGUGCUGUAAACAUGCAACAAUCCCUGUCUGCUGGAGCCGCUUCUGUUCCGCCUGGUCAAGACAUCAACGCAAUGACAGGUGCCCAAAAUCAGAUACAGCAGAACCAGGAGAUGAUGCGCCAACGCCAAAUGCAGUUGCAGUUGCAGCAGCAGCAGCAGGGCGCGCCGAAUGUCCCUGGUCAAGCUCCAAAUGCUAGACCUCAGCUCACUCCACAGCAGAUGAAGAUUAUGGAUCAGCAAGCUGUGCCGCAGACUGUACUCAAUAGUGUUCGACAACAUACUAGACUGCCUGAUGUCAAGAAUUGGUUCUCGCUCAAACAAUGGCUCAUACAAAACCCCGUCCCCAGCCUUCCGGUACCUCAGUUGCUCAAUGUUCAGGCGAAUCAUUUUGCUCAUCUUAUGAAGACCAGAGGUCAAAACAUGAUGCAGCAAAACAAUGCUAUGCAAGGUCAGAUUCCUGGGCAGCAGCCACAGCCUCAACUGCAACUGCAACCACAGCAGCAACAGCCAGCUCCCCAGGCUCCUGUACCGGGGGUUCCUCCUCAACAAGCACCAAACAUGCCUCCUGCACCAGCCCCGUUCCGCUCUCCAACACAGCAAGAUAUUCAGAAGGUUCGAGCCGCCAAUCCCAAGCUCGCAAACGUACCAGACGAACAAAUCAGACUCUUGUUAAUAACGCGGCAACGACACCUACAACAGCAAUCAAUGCAGCAACCAUCUGGAGCUCAACCUAUGGGCCAACACAUACCUGGAAUGCAGCAACAGAUUACGCCCCAAAUGGCUCAACAGCAAGCUCAAAUCCAGCCAGGGCAACAAAUCCGACCACCCUCCGCUCAAGGUCCUCGACAGACUCAAGCUUCGGUGCAAUCUGAUAACAAGGUGAAACGACCUAAUGGAGAUGACAUUGUUGAGUUAGCAGGCCCUAUUGCGAACAACCCACCUGUUAUCCAGACAGACACGAAUAAGGGACCUCCAGCAUUAAACAAGGAACAGUUUGCAGCUUUGGAUCCACAGAAGAAGCAGCAGUAUAUGCAGUGGCAACGGCAGCAACAAGUUGUAAAGAAGAUUUUUGAGCUUACCAGAGAAGUCCAAGCUACGCUACCAAAGACCAAGCCAAUCACAAACAUGGAUGCGGCAAACAGGAACCGGAUAAAGAUGAUUCUGACCUCAGACAAUGUGAAGAACAUGUUGGGCAGAUUCGAUUCCUUCUUGAUUGCUUUCUAUCGGAUGGAGCAAAACGACGCUGCCCUCAAACAACUUAUUUUGCAAAAGAUGCAAUUGUUCUCCCAGUUUAAGCCUCAAGCCUUGCAGAACAAGUCAUUCGAGUUGGUAGACCAUUUCAGUCUGACUGCAGACGGCGCAGAAGCGAUUAUCAACAACAUUACUGCCAAGUUCCAACAGACCGCUGCUCAGAUUCCCCAGCAGAACAAACCGAGACCAAUGGCGCAACUAACUCCGGAGAAUCUCAGUUUGUUGGAAGCUCAGGAAAAAGAACGGAAGAAGUCCCUGGGUACAAAUCAAGCUCCCCCCGCACCCACUUCCAGUCAGCCUCCAUUUCAGAUUGGAGACAAAGGACGGGGCACACCUACCUAUGCGGCUCCUGGAUUCAAACCUGAAGAUCUUAAACUUGAUCCAAAGCGGCGCAAGAAGAAUAACCAAACUCCUGCAACUCCCGUCGCCCAGUCUGGCCCAAGUACUAGGACCACAUCGCCUGUCGCUACCAAGGCACCGAAACCAGUUGAAAUGUUCAGAUGUCCUGUGCUCGGUUGUGAACAUCAACUUAAAGGCUUUUCCACACAAGCGGAACUUGAUCAGCACCAUAAUGUUACUCACAAGCUUGACUUGGAACCGGUCACAGAUCCCCUUGCCUUCCUGGACGAGUCCCUGCGAUUCGCUUUCAACCUAGAUGAGAAUAUGAAGCAGCAGAAGAAGCCCAAGACAGAAUUAAAAGCUGAAUCAGGAACAAAUCUCAAGGGAGAGAAUUCUGCAACCCCUAUCCCCAUGUCUAAAAUUCCCAGCCAAGGAGUACCUGGUCCCAAAGCUGUGGAAUCCAAGACUGAAGAUGAUUAUGAUAAUCCCUGGAACCACACUAACACUACACUUGAUCAACUCCGCGUGGCCUUUGGUGGAAAUGAUUGGGAUGACUUAUUCCCAUCUAAACAAAAGCAAGAGGAAAUGCACAGUAAAAUGUUGGAGGCCUAUCGCAAGACGAGCCCCAGAUGGCGAAAGAUCGUGGAAGGGCCCGAUGGUGCCUUGACCGACACAUCUACGGAGAAAUCCAAAAGCCCGACAGACCUCAGUGAUAAGGAAUUACCUGCGGAUAAGGCCAUGGGAGGUAAAAAGAGAGAGUUUGACUCCUGGCAAGUCAACCUGGACGAGAUUCAAGGCCUUGACCUUGGUCUUGGUGGUCUUGACAUGUCACCAUUCGAGAACGUUAACGCUGUCCCUGAUACCGACGUUGUUAUGGGCGAGGAUGGCUCACCGUUCGAGACGAUAGAGAAACCACAGUUGUCGGCCCUCGAAUGGAAUGGGCAAGAAAUGGGACUGGAUGUACAACAUCCAGAGGCUUGGACUGAGGACCAGCAAGAUUAUGCAGAUUUUCUUUUCCGGGAUUAG
Molecule: messenger RNA, 4542 nt
Organism: Exophiala aquamarina CBS 119918
Lineage: Eukaryota; Fungi; Ascomycota; Eurotiomycetes; Chaetothyriales; Herpotrichiellaceae
Exons: 1
Coding region: 1-4542 (1513 amino acids)
Biological process (GO): regulation of transcription by RNA polymerase II
Cellular component (GO): mediator complex
Molecular function (GO): transcription coregulator activity
Source: RefSeq, a predicted model, not a curated record